CAAACAGCACAAAUGGCAUAUAGUAACACACAAUACAAGAGGAUUCAACAACCUCCUCAAAAAAGCACUAUAGCAAAUGACUUCAGCAAGCAUUGGAAGGUUCCAGGUUAUCAAAGCUUUGCAUUAGAAGAUAACAAAGGAGCGGGAAUUAUUAUCAUACUUAAAACAGAAAUCACACAACACAUAGGUAUUCAGCAACCACAAACAAUUUUUAAGUUGGACAUUUCAAAAAAUCUGGAAAAAAACAACAAAGACUUUCUCACUAUUACACUGGGAGACUUUAAUGGAUUAGCAAAUCCAAAAAAGAAUAUAUAUGGCAAAAUAAUAAUGGAGCUGCAACACGAAUUGACUACAUCUGGCUAUCAUCAAAUCCAAACUGGAGAUGAGCAAAUAAUACCACACAACACAUCUCUCAAAAUAAAUGCAUUCAAUACCAAAGUGACAAAGGCUAGACAAGGAAAUAGAAUGGCAAGAAGGUUUACACAACACCACCCAUAUGUCAGUAGAAAGACUCUGGAACAUCACAGCACCAACCCAAAAAAGAUCUCUAGCAAAAAAAUAACUUCCAACCAUACAAUCCCAACUGAAAUAUUGGCUUAA
Messenger RNA from Acaulospora morrowiae, 600 nucleotides. Lineage: Eukaryota; Fungi; Glomeromycota; Glomeromycetes; Diversisporales; Acaulosporaceae. The record is from the annotation of a GenBank genome assembly.